AUGAUGGUCGAAGAAGGAUAUCACGACCUCCAGUCUAUAACGGGCCUCUCUGACCCCGUGGACACGACGAAGCCGUACGACCCGUCUUCCCUUUCUUCCAAGACGGUACUUAUCACCGGAGGUUCUCUUGGUAUCGGCGCCGCCCUUGCCCAGGAGUGGGCUUCCCACGGAGCCAAUAUUAUCAUCGGCGACAUCAAGGCCGCAGAAGGUGAAGCCCUCAUCGCCACCCUUCGCACCAAGCACCCCAAGGGCUCUCACCACUUUCUCACAUGCGAUGUUACGUCUUGGGACUCGCAGGUUGCAUUUUUCAAGGACGCCGCACGCCUGCCCCCCAAUGGAGCUAUUGAUGUUGUCGUCGCCAACGCCGGCAUCAACCUCGUCGCCGCGAACCAGGCCUUCGACAACCCCGUCCCGUCCAAAUCGGACCCGGACGCACCCCGUGAACCGUCUACAAAGACCAUUAAUGUCAACAUCACGGGUAUGAGCUACACCACGCACCUCGGCAUGUUCUGGCUCCCGCGUAACGGCAAGAGGGACGACGCCAAAGACACCGCGAAAGACAGGUGUAUCCUGCUCCUCGGCUCCGUCGCCGGCGUGGUCCACCUCCCCGGACAGACGCCGUAUGCAAUGUCCAAGCACGCCGUGACGGGACUAUUCCGCGCCAUGCGCGCGACGGCGUAUAUGACGCACCGCGUGCGGCUGAACAUGAUAUGUCCGUACUUCAUCAGCGAGAGCAACAUGUUCCCCGCUGCGGGCGAGGCCGUCCUGCUCGGGGGCAGCGCAGGCGGCGCCAAGUUCGAGGAUGUGGUUGACGCUGCGACGCGGCUUGUCGCCGACGAGAAGGUUAUCGGUAGGGCGUUGCUCGUGGGUCCAAAGGUCGCGGAUAAGGAGAGGGGGAUCGACCAGGAGGUUGCGGCGUGGGAUGUGUAUGCUCAUGAUUACAAGGACUGCGAGGCCUUUGUGUGGCGGUGGGUGAGGAUUUUGAACACGGUCGAGUCGAUGAAGGGUUGGUUUGACUGGGUCAAGGAUUGUUUUGGUAUUUUGGUCCGGAGGUGA
Molecule: messenger RNA, 1056 nt
Organism: Colletotrichum truncatum
Lineage: Eukaryota; Fungi; Ascomycota; Sordariomycetes; Glomerellales; Glomerellaceae
Product: short chain dehydrogenase
Cellular component (GO): cytoplasm
Molecular function (GO): oxidoreductase activity, acting on the CH-OH group of donors, NAD or NADP as acceptor
Source: RefSeq, a predicted model, not a curated record